Molecule: messenger RNA, 1700 nt
Organism: Cuculus canorus (common cuckoo)
Lineage: Eukaryota; Metazoa; Chordata; Aves; Cuculiformes; Cuculidae
Gene: APBB3
Product: amyloid beta precursor protein binding family B member 3
Exons: 14
Coding region: 64-1440 (458 amino acids)
Biological process (GO): regulation of DNA-templated transcription
Cellular component (GO): cytoplasm; nucleus
Molecular function (GO): amyloid-beta binding; transcription factor binding
Source: RefSeq, a predicted model, not a curated record
CCCGCCCCUCCCGCCGCAACCAGCGGGGCGCGGGGCUGGGCAGGCGCGGGCGGGGCCGGGGCCAUGCUGGGCAAGGACUACAUGCUGGCCAUCGUCCUCGUCAACUGCGACGACAACCUCUGGAGUGACCAAAACCUGGAGACGGACCCUGACCUCCCCCCGGGCUGGAGGAAAAUCCGUGAUUCUCUGGGCACCUACUACUGGCAUGUGCCAAGCGGCACGACGCAAUGGCAUCACCCUGCACACACCACCAGCCCAGGAGGGCGCCCGGAGGCUGAUGGAGAGGAGACACUUCAGGGAGUGGACGGCCAGGCCCCCACGGUGAAUCACUCAGCUAAGGACAGGCCCAUUCCCAGCCCUAUGGCUUCGCUGUCCCGGAGGUCCUCGUUACCCUGGCAUGGAGAGGACUUCCAGCAUAGCACAGACCCUGGCUCCAAGUGUUUUGCUGUGCGGUCACUGGGCUGGGUGGAGAUCCCCGAGGAGGACCUGGCACCUGGGAAAAGCAGCAUCGCUGUCAACAACUGCAUCCAGCAGCUCUCCAACAGCAAGGGCCAGGGCUCUGCGGAGAACGGGGGCGAGGGCCAGGACCUGGUGAUGAUCCUGAAGAAGGACACCAUGAGCCUGGUGGAUCCCCUUGACCACAGCCUCGUCCACCGCCAGCCCAUCCUCAACAUCCGCGUCUGGGGUGUUGGCUGCAACAACGGCAGGGACAGAGACUUUGCCUUCGUGGCCAGUGACAAGGACACCUGCGUCCUCAAGUGUCACGUCUUCCACUGCAACGUGCCCGCCAAGGGCAUUGCGAAGGCCCUGCAUGAGAUGUGUUCCAAGAUCGUGGCUGAGCGAGCCGUAGCGAGCAGCAGGAUGCCACGCGCCGCCACGCUGGAGCCCAUCUCCACCAAGGAUCUGCCACUGCAAGUGGAUAUCCUGGAAGCGGUGAGGCAGUCGAUGCAGACCUACGAGGCGCUGUACAUCGGCAGCCUGCCCGUGCCCAGGGCCAUGGGGAUGGAUGUGCUGAACGAAGCCAUCGAGAAGCUGACGAGGGGCCCCGGGCGGGAGCACUGGACGCCCUCCGUCAUUCACGUGUCCGACACGGCCAUGAGGGUGCGCCCUGCGCAGGAGGACGAGGAGGCCGCGCACAUCUGGGAGUGCCAAGUGCGGUACGUGACCUUCCUGGGCGUGGGCCGCGACGCGCACACCUUCGCGCUCAUCGUGGACACGGGGCGGCGCUUCCAGUGCGCGGCGUUCUGGUGCGAACCCGACGCCGGCGGCGUCUCGGAGGCGGUGCAGGCGGCCUGCAUGGUGCAGUACCAGCGGUGCCUGCUGGCGGCGCCGGGCGCCGGGAAGGCUGCGGGGCGGGGUGGCGGCGCCCGGCGGGGGCGGGGGCUGCUGUCGCUGCUGGAGCCGCUGCGGCCCCGCCGGGCGCUGCCCCACACCCCGUAGCGCCCGGGCGGGGGGCGGGGGGGGGGGGGAACGCGGCCGCCACCCCCUCCCCGCCCCGGCCCGGCCUCGGGGGCGGCGCCAGCGCAACGGGCGGCGCCCGGCGACGUGGCGGCAUGGCGGGGCCCUCCGUGAGACCGGGGAACCCGGAGCGCGGCUGGAACGACCCCCCCCAGUUCUCCUACCGGCUGCAGGCGCGGGGCGGGGGCUCUGGGCGCCCCCCGCUCACCCGCCGGCCCCCCCCCGCCGCCCGCGGGGACCCC